Messenger RNA from Prunus armeniaca (apricot), 3210 nucleotides. Lineage: Eukaryota; Viridiplantae; Streptophyta; Magnoliopsida; Rosales; Rosaceae. The record is from the annotation of a GenBank genome assembly.
AUGUCUUCCCCGAAAUCCCGUGCUCAGUCUUCCUCUAUUCCAAUUCUUCCCGACUACAUUACUGGGGCUGGGAUUGAUAAGCAUGCGAUAGAGGUUAGGAGCAAGCUCCAUCCUUUUGCCCAGAAAAACCUAGAUGAAAACGUCCUUCAUCUGUUCGAAAACACCUUGGUGCUGGGGCCUCACUGGUUUGGCCCCGUUCCUCCCGAGAUGGCGGAGCUGAUGAAGAAGGAUGCUGAGGCCCCUCUAUGCUUCGAGAGCUCCUCUGCUCUGGCUUCUCAUUCUUGGGUUAGUAAGAAUUUGAGUCGUUCGUUCCCAUCCAGUGAAGUGAGAAACAGUCCAGUCAAGUGGGCUGAUUGGAUUGACAGACUUCUUCCUCGAUUUGGGGCUCACUGGAAGCGGGCUGGAAUUUAUGACGCCAUACUCCUAUCCAAGCAAUCUAUCAACAGGGAUGAGAACCUGCUUGCUGCUGCUCUGUGUUUCUGGAAUUCUGCCAGUAACACCUUCGAUUUUCGUAUAGGCCCCAUGGCUCCAACUCUGCUGGAUAUGGCUCAGAUUUUUGGCUUCAGGCCUCAUGGGAGGCCUGUUGAUGCUGUUGGUGACUAUCACAGGAAGAAGGACCAGCAGAAGCUAGCCAAGCCAUUCACUAUUUCCCCAGCCCUGAUCAACCAGAAUUGCUCCUUUUCCAAUUAUCUCAGGAAAUUUAGUGCUGAGAAGGACAAAGAUCAGCAGCAUAUGUUGUUCCUCCUGUAUUGGCUGAACAGGUUUGUUCUGCCCAAUCGCUCUUCUGCAGUUCUGCUUGAGUACAGACAUUUGGCAGAGGCUCUGCAUAAUCAUACUGAUGUUGGACUCGGGCCUACAGUUCUGGCCCAUCUAUUCAAGAACCUGCAUACCGCCACCCUGGAGUAUCCGCUAAAUCUAUCUGCUCCUGGUGCUUUCUGGAUGAUUCAGGUCUGGCUGCAGGUCUAUUUUCCUGAGCUAAGGUUUUCGGAUAUAGUUCUGCCUGAGGAUCAGGUUCUGGCUCAACCAUUGUUGUCGGCAGAAGUCCCCAAGCGAUCAAUUGAUGAAUACCUGAUGAUCUUCAGGCAUUGUACCAAAAGGUCUGCAGCGCAGUGGCAGGUGGUGAUCAGGAGGACCUAUCCUUGGUUUCAGCUUGGACAUCGUCUGUUCGAGAAGGAGCCAGAAGAAGAGUCUGCCAGGACUGACUUUAGGAAGAAGUUCCUAAGUGUGACCUUACCCAGAGAUCUGCCUCAUGGAGGAGGAAAGCCUCCAAAUUAUCAUCUAGGGGCGGAGGUCUACCAUCCCAACUUCUGUGCAAGGCAACUUGGCUGCCCUCAGCUUAUACCCCUCAAGUCAUACAGAAGCUGUAAUCGGGGCUCUUCUUGGAGGGACGCAGAUGACUUGGAGGUCCACAAAGAUGCCAGGUGUGCAGUGAAUAAGAUCAACAAUAGUGCAGAUGCUCUUUAUCCUUCCUGGGAAUUGAACUCCUGCAGUUCUGUGGAGUUUGAUGCCUGGUGGAAAGCCAGAUUCCGUGAUCUGCCUGCUUCCAGCACCGCACUUCAGGUCCUUUUUAAGGGCUGGGACAAUUGGAAUGUCCAUUCAGACGACGAGACUCACAGAUUCAUGGUGCAGACCAUCAAAGACGUCAAUAUGCAAGUUAUAGAAGGUAAUCUCUCAAUUCUGUCUGUUGUUGCCCAUUCUGUUUUUUCAAUGAUGACGCUGAUCUUUUCUGUCUGUACUCAGAUCCUUCUUGACAAAGAAUAUAGGCAGCCAACCAGCCAAAAGUGGAGAGUUAAUUCUGUUAUUGCUGCUGGGGAUCUGGAGCUGCCCUCCGGGGAUGGAGAAGAGGAAGAAGAAGAGGAGGAGGAUCAGGCAGAACAGACUCCUGUUGAGGUCACUUCUCCUGUUAAGAGAAAAAGAAAAGAGACUGCCCAGUCUGUGGCUCCAGUUGGAAGUCCUUCUCCUCCUCUGACUAAGUCAAAAAGACUUAGAAAGAAGGUUGUAGAGGAAUACGUGGCCCCGGAGGGAACUGGGGCAGUUCCUACCACCACCUCUGGCACGGAUGAUGAUCUGAGAGAGGCUUUCGAAGCUGUGGAGCAAGAAAGGGAGCUGGAAGAGCUGGAAGAGGUAGGAGGGGAGCCCCAGGAGAAGGCCAAAACAGUGGAAGAAGAUGAGGAAAUUCCUGCUGAGGUGAUAGCGGAGAGCAUUGCCUUGGCUCAAAAGCAGCAGGAAGACGUAGGGGCAGGGCUGACCAACUCAGAGGUGGCCCUUUUUGACGAUCCAGAGGCAGAACAUUCUACUGCCGCUCCAGCAGCUGAGGACCAAGUGGAACAAUCCGGAUCGAAGCCUGGGGAUCAGGCAGAACAAGUGGUUCCUGCUCCUGAAACCGUAGCAGGAGUGGCUGCUGCCGUUCCUGGGUUUAUGGUGGGAGCACAAAGAACUGCUGGGACCUUGGCGGUGAGGACCACCCCCUUGCAGCCUCCGAUUGUUGCUAUGCCUAUUCAUUCUCUUGCAGGUUCAUCUGCCACGGCUUCUUUUGCUGACCCGGAGCUGGCAGAAUUUGAGGCCAUGGACCUAGAUGCCCAGCUGGAUAAGUUGGAAAAGCUCAGCUCUCCUAUUGGUAAAAUAAAGUCCAGGGCAGUGGAAGAAGCAAUGGAGAGACUGAAGAUCUGGCAGUCUGCUGAAUUGGAGCUGGAUGAGGACAGAGAGGCCUUUGAUCAGCUGAUGAAGGAUCUGGAUCUGCUGCAUAGACAGAACAUGGCCCCAAGACCUAUCCUUGAGAUGAGCCUUGUCUUGGCGAGGGAUGUGCUCACCCUUCACGACCGUUAUGAAGAUCUGAAGCCUACCUUCAAAACCUCCGAGUUCUGCAAGGCCACUCAUGAAGCCAACUUGGCUGAUUUUGCAAAGCAGAAGGCAGAACUGGACCAGAUGGUUGCGGGGUAUAAAGAAGCCAAAGCUGCUGGGGAUAAAUUGGAAAAAGAGAUUGCAGAACUUCAAAAACAGCUGGCAGAGCGUCGGGAAGUGCAGCACAGGCUCGGGGCUGGAUUGAGUUCUAAGACCAAGGCCACUUUUCUUGUGCAGAACAUGGUUGCAGCUUCUAGGCCAGCCCUGGAGAUUGCAGAAGCUUCAAUUCAUCAGGGUGUGCUGCUCCAAAAGGAACUUUUUACCAAGAAGACUAACCUGCAAGAGACUCUUAGAAAACUAGGGUUUUGA